CUGAAAGGCUAGCUGAACUGUAGCUUUCUGGGGUGGGGUGUGGAAAUAAAUAAGAAAAUGAAGACGAACUCAGUUUUGUUCCAGCUCAGUAAUUGCUGUGAUUCUAGCUAGCAGGCAACCCUGUGCUGGUGGUGCAGCUGCCCUCUUGGCCAACAGACUGGCGUAUGCCAAAAAGAAGAAGAAGAAGAAGAAGAAGCUUCAGAAGUUACAUAAAUUUUAAUGAAGAGUUUUCUAGGAUCCAAAACUGAAUGAAGUUAUAAAUGAAGAGAGAGGGAGAGGGAGCAGCUGGUGAUUGACAUAUUUAACGUGUUUCCUAAACGAAUUACAUUGUGCAGAUUCAAGAAGCAUGGCUGAGCCUGGGGAUAAGCUUAUCGUGGAAGGGAAUAAACUUAGACACGCACAGAGUUACCAAGAAACAACUUCAAUAGGGAUUAAACGAAUGCAAAAGCGAUUUCUCCAGAAAGAUGGAAGCUGCAAUGUGUACUUCAAGCACAUAUUUGGGGAGUGGGAGAGCUACGUGGCCGAUAUUUUCACCACAUUAGUGGACAUCAAAUGGCGCCACAUGUUUGUCAUCUUCUCAUUAUCCUACAUCCUGUCCUGGUUGUUCUUUGGCUUGGUCUUUUGGCUAAUUGCACUCCAGCAUGGUGAUCUGUCACCUGAUGAUGAAGUCACCCCUUGUGUUGAUAAUGUUCAUAGUUUUACAGGGGCAUUCUUAUUCUCUCUUGAAACCCAAACCACCAUUGGCUAUGGCUCACGCUGUGUCACUGAAGAGUGCUCCGCAGCCAUCGUGACAGUGGUCCUACAGUCAGUGUUAGGCUGUAUCAUUGAUACAUUCAUCAUUGGAGCUGCCUUGGCCAAAAUGGCCACUGCCCGAAAGCGAGCUCAGACGAUCCGCUUCAGCUACUAUGCUACAGUAGGCUUAAGAGAUGGCAAACUCUGCCUGAUGUGGCGUGUAGGUGAUUUCCGGCCCAAUCAUAUGGUAGAAGGUGCAGUUAGAGCUCAGCUCUUGCGGUAUGUAGAAGAUAGAGUGGGAAGGAUGACAUUGGAAUACAAGGACUUGAAACUGUUACAUGACCAGAUCAUCCUUGCUACUCCAGUGACCAUUGUGCAUGAGAUUAACCAGGACAGCCCAUUGUAUGAGCUAGACAGGAAAGCUCUGGCCAAGGACAACUUUGAGAUCCUGGUUACAUUUGUCUACAUCGGAGACUCAACUGGAACAUCACAUCAGUCAAGAAGUUCAUAUGUUCCUCGAGAGAUUCUUUGGGGCCACAGAUUCAACGAUGUCCUGCAACUGAAGAAAAAAUACUAUAAAGUCAACUGCCUCCAAUUUGAAGAAACCACAGAGGUUUAUGCUCCUUAUUGUAGUGCCAAGCACUUAGACAGAAAGGAGCAAGAAUAUACAUUUGAAAAGGCAGCAGAUGGAGAACCUGGAACAUCAUCCUCAACAGGAGUCAAAGUCCGGUCAUUUAGUGCUGAUGCUUUAAUCACCCAUUCUGAAAUUUAUGAAGAUGCAGCCAAAGCUCCUAAUCAAGUUAGUGCUACGGAGCUGCCCUAUGAGAAAGCUCUGGUGACUUUAAGCAGAAUUUCAAUGGAAGCCCAGAUCUAGCAAUCUACUACAAUCACUGCUGCUAACUUCUGUGGUGCUCUGGCAGUUUUCAAGCGCACAAGUUUCACUUAGGUACUUAUGGGCCUGAUCUUCAAAUCAAAUCAUACAUGGAAGAACAUUGGUACUCAUUUUCAGCUGAUAGUUUAAUAUUACUUUAUCUCCUCCAAAGUUAUCCCUGACAUUAUUAAUUCUUUAUGGCAGUAAAGUAAUUCUAAAAAGUAUGCUCAAUAAUGCACAACACUACCACUGGAGGAUAUCUUAUCAAUAAAAAUGCCAGUGCUUACCACUGAAUCCACAAAGUGCUUAUAACAAGUUAUCUGAGUUUAAACUGUAUUGGUCUCAUUUAAUCGUAUGAUAUAGAUACAGUAAUUUUGAAGUGUUCCAGGUGAAUAGGUUUUUGGAUGGAGGAAAAGUUCACUAAAUUUGGGAAUUUCAGAAGUAUUGAUUUGUGCACUGCAACAUAAUUUAAAUUGGCCCUCUAUAUGCCAACUGCACUGCAUCCAACAUUUCUUAUGAGUAGGUGAAAUAAGUAGAAAAAACUUCAGUUUUUGAAACAUGUCAGGUUUUUUGUAAAUGUGUUUUCUCUUUGGUGGAUAGGUUUUUCUUUUUUCUUUUAAGAAACAAGAUCAAAGAUCUUCCAUUUGCUUUUGGGUUCUGCACAAAGAAUGAGACAAAAAAAGGUCACUUACACAGAGUUUGAAAAAAGUAGUUCAAUUUGCCAAAGUCAUAACUGAAAGCACCUUAUUUGCUUGCACUUUCAUUGUGCUGAUUAACAUUUUAAUAACUACUUAUUUGUUUUCAGAAUGUAAAGCCAAUCAUAUCAAAACCUAAAUAUGGUUUGAGUAUUUCCACAGAACAACUUAUCAUCAUCUAAUCAUUCUGUAUUCAGAAUAUGUUCAAAAUUCAUUCUGCACAUCUGAAAAAAAAAGAUUUGUAACUUGGAAGUAAUGAUGUAAUAGCAGACGUUAUUUAAAACAUGAAUAUAUAAAUGCACUUCCACCCAC
This is a messenger RNA of Hemicordylus capensis (graceful crag lizard), 2610 nucleotides long. It is a transcript of the gene KCNJ16, whose product is annotated as potassium inwardly rectifying channel subfamily J member 16. Bases 347 to 1606 code for a protein of 419 amino acids. Gene Ontology annotation, cellular component: plasma membrane. Lineage: Eukaryota; Metazoa; Chordata; Lepidosauria; Squamata; Cordylidae. Gene Ontology annotation, biological process: potassium ion import across plasma membrane; regulation of monoatomic ion transmembrane transport. The transcript has 3 exons. The record is from RefSeq and is a predicted model, not a curated record. Gene Ontology annotation, molecular function: inward rectifier potassium channel activity.